AUAUAUAUGCAUACACAAAGUGCCGAUAUGAGCAACUCUUAAUCCUCUUUUGAAUUUUUUGUUGAAAAAGACGAAGUGGCAAUGAAGCUAGAAUUCGUAAGCAAAGAAAUAAUCAAACCCGCUUCACCUAAUCAUCCCCAAACCCUUUCUCUUUCUUUCUUCGACCAGUUUCUUCCUUCAACUUACGUUUCCGCCAUUUUCUUCUACGAUGAACAAGCAAACCAAGAAGACAUAAUCGUCCAGAGGCUCAAGAGCUCACUCUCUCAGACUCUGUCUCUUUUUUAUCCACUCGCUGGACAAAUCAAAGAUGGUGUCACUGUUCAUUGCAACGACCAAGGAGCUUUGUUUACAGAGGCACGGGCUGAUAUAUUUCUCUCUGAUUUCCUGAGAAAUCCAUCAGAUGCUGAUUUGGUUCACGAGUUCAUUGUCUCUCCGGACCAUGCAGAUCCAGAAACCUGGCCGUUGUUGCAUGUCAAGGUCAUUUUCUUUAAAGACAGAGGAUUUGCGGUUGCAGUUAGCGUGUCUCACAAGAUAUGCGAUGCGGCCUCGUUGUCAACGUUUGUUUGCAGCUGGACAAACGCUUCAAAAGGGUACGCUGACACAGUGAAUCCUGAAUUUCCGGGGCCCGAUUUCUACCCUCCUGCUGAUAUUUCUAUCGAGUUUCCUCCAUUACUGGUACGCAAAACAAAAUCUAAGACAAAAAGGUUUGUCUUUGGUUCUUUGAUGAUUGAAAAGCUAAAAAACAGAGCUUCUAGUGGCAAUCUUGAGCCACAAGUCACCCGUAUUGAGUCCAUCACGGCGCUGCUGUUAAGAUGCAUGACAAAGGCAGGGCAUUCAAAGGCGGGUAAGGUAACAAAAUUUGCAAUAACACAGACCAUGAACUUGCGAACUAGAGUUUCUUCCUCUUUCUUGCCGCACAAGGCAAUUGGAAACUUCUUCUUUUUACCAUUACUUAAGGAAAGCUCAGAGAGUAAGAUGGAAAUCGAAGAAACUGUUUCUAAGCUGCAGAAAACUAAAGAGGAGCUCAAUCAGCUUAUCAGAAACGAUCCUGACGACGCAAAGAGUAGCGUUGAAGCCAAAGAGAGAAUCGCAAGCGCGAUGCUGAGUUCUUUGCACGAGGUAAGUCCUGAGACCGAGACAUAUGUUGUGUCUAGUUGGUGCAGGAUGUCGUUUUACGAGGCGGAUUUUGGAUGGGGAAAGCCGGUUUGGGUUGCCCCAGGUUCGGUUGGUAAGACCCAGGUCGUGUUAAUGGAUGCAAAGGACAGUGAAGGGAUUGAGGCAUGGGUUACACUACCUGAAACCGACAUGGUUGAGUUUGAGCAUGAUGAUGAGCUGCUCGCUUACGCUACUAUAAGUCCUAGUGUCCUCAUCUAGUAAUAACUAAUGUUUAUCAGACAAGUCUAAUCACUCCGGCUCAGAAAUGGACUUGUGCUAUAGAAUAAAAAUGGCCUUUAUGUUGUAAUUCUCACAAUCUCUCUAUCUUUCACACUUUCUUACUCGUUUGUGUUCACUUGUUCUAGAGAGAAAACAAGAACACAUUUUACUUUAAUUGUCUACAUUGAUAUUUCGGAUCACAAGGAUUCUCUUACACAACACACAUAACACAUACAUAUAGUGGUUUAUCUCCACUUGCUACUCUAGACACAUGAACCUUAAUCAUGACUCUUACACAAGCCAUACUCCUAAACACUAGGCUAACUAUUGACCUUACUUCUAGAUAGAAGUCAUACAAGCAACGUUUAACAACUCUCGUAGACUCUUACCACUCCUACUAACAACUAUUUAGACAAAACACUCUUCACUAGUUUGGGCCUUUUCACUUGUAGGCCCAUCACACCAAACAGAAAAACACCAAGCCCAACUUCCUUGUUGACUUGUCUUCUGUCGUUGACUCUCUUUGUCGACUUCUUCUUCUUCUCUUUGCUCUGCUAAAGCUUUCUCUUUGUUGCAGGUUUAAUCAAGGACUCAAUUCCCAACACUCCCUCUUGAGUCCUUAGAUUAAACCCCCAAUUUCAAUUUAGGGAUUUUAAUCCCAUUGCUCCUUGCUUCGUCUUCUUCUCGAUUUUGAGAAGUUCUUCAUCAUAUCCCUCCUGCUUCGAUUCUUCUUAAUCGAGCUUCUUUCUCUAUCCGUGGUGCAUAGCUUCUCCAACGGCAACUAGAGGUCACAACUCUCACCGAUCACCAGUCACCGUCACGGUGAAAGUCUCCGCCGCCGUCUUCAACCACCACUUUGGUAACACUUCGACUCUUUAGCUUUUCUUUGCCUUGAGCCUUCUCCAUGUCACCUCCAAGUCUUCUCCGUGAGCUCUUCUCACGUCUCUUGCUCGGCUGACAUUGCAACCGGCUGCUCCCUUUCUCUUUAGCUUAUGAACCACUCGGAUUCUCAGCCUCAACAAGCAUCUUCAAGCUUCACCAAUACAAUGUCGAAGAAGGAUUGAAUUCAUCACCUUUCACAACACCAUCUCCACACCGUUGUCUUCAUUGCUUCUUCCAGAAGAUCUCCACGUCUACUUGGAUGCACCUGAAGCCCUUCUUCUCUAAGGCUCUUCUCUUUUUUGUCUUGAGCACAGAUCCACUCAAGAUUUAAAUCUCUUGCCUUGAGCUCAGGUCCACUCAAGGUCUCACUCUCUUCUUCUUCUUCUUCCACGGCUUCUUUGCCGUCUCACUUACAGCAGCUUCUCGGGCUGCAUCAUCUCUUCAUCUUUGCCGUCUUCUUCUUACGGCCAGCUUUCUUCUUUGUUGAUGGCUGUCUCCAUCUUCCUCACAGCUUUUUCUUCUUCUUCCUUGGACAGGCUCCAAGAUCAAGUAAGCUCUGAUACCAUGUUGUAAUUCUCACAAUCUCUCUAUCUUUCACACUUUCUUACUCGUUUGUGUUCACUUGUUCUAGAGAGAAAACAAGAACACAUUUUACUUUAA
Arabidopsis lyrata subsp. lyrata is the source of this 2916-nucleotide messenger RNA. RefSeq names its product BAHD acyltransferase At5g47980. Lineage: Eukaryota; Viridiplantae; Streptophyta; Magnoliopsida; Brassicales; Brassicaceae. The record is from RefSeq and is a predicted model, not a curated record. The transcript is spliced from 4 exons. The coding region runs from base 82 to 1374 and encodes 430 amino acids.